Drosophila biarmipes is the source of this 774-nucleotide messenger RNA. RefSeq names its product heat shock protein 27. The record is from RefSeq and is a predicted model, not a curated record. Gene Ontology annotation, molecular function: protein folding chaperone. The coding region runs from base 131 to 595 and encodes 154 amino acids. Gene Ontology annotation, biological process: protein refolding; response to heat. NCBI's taxonomy places the organism in Eukaryota, Metazoa, Arthropoda, Insecta, Diptera, Drosophilidae. The transcript has a single exon.
AUGGGUAGUUAAUUUGCUCAGAGCAGAACCGCGAGUGGACGUCUGUCAGAGAACGCGAUAAGUGAAAAGUAAAUACGAUCCUGCGUUGCUGUCCGUCCUUUUUUUGGGAAAUAAACUCUAAGCUACCGAAAUGGCUCUGGUGCCGGCCACAAACAACACGGACUGGGAUUACUGGGAUUACCGUCGUCGGCUGUGGAGGGACUGGGACCUGAACGACUGGGACCUGCCCUACUGGAAGCGGUCGCUGUCCCGCGUUGGGUCCGCGCCCGAUCUCAGUCGGGUCAUCGUCGGCAAGGAUGGCUUCGAGGCCAAUGUGGAUGUGCACCUGUUCAAGCCGUACGAGAUCAGUGUGAAGACCUCGGGGGACACGGUCGUGGUGGAGGCCAAGCACGAGAAGCGACGGGACGGCGACACCUUCGUGGGCCGCCACAUCGUCAAGCGGUUCGUCCUGCCCCGAGGAUACUAUCCCAACGACGUGCGGUCGGAACUGUCCUCCGAUGGCAUACUCACCGUCAAGUGUCCGCCGUAUUUGACCAACGAGCGGAGCGUGUACGUCCGCCAAGUGGGGCCCUCGUAUCUAAGCAUCAAGAAUUAACCCCAGGUCCCUAGCAUCGUAAUUCCGCGUUAUGUUCUUAGUUCUUUUCUGUUGGAGCAACAAUUGAGAGACAAAAGUUAUGCACAUAAUUCUAAGACUAGAAUUGGACUCUUUUUUGUAAUUAACAAGACAACAUUUGUUUAGUUAAAUAAAAUAAAAGUUAAUUUAUUAAUAAUGUA